GAACACCGCGCAGCCUGAAUCGAGGACAUGGGACCUUGAAAGUAUGGCGGAUGCCGAGGAGCCGGAGAAGAAAAGAAGGCGAUUUGAGGACCUGACUGAGAAGUUAGUGACGAAUGCUAAAUAAAGAAUGGCUGUUGACAGUGGACACAGAGAUAGCGGCUGCGACUGGGAGGGUCGCUGGAAUCAUGUGAAGAAGUUUUUGGAGAGGCCGGGUCCCUUCACCCAUCCUGACUUUGAGCCUAGCACCGAGUCUCUGCAGUUUUUAUUGGAGACUUGUAAGAUUCUAGUCAUUGGUGCAGGAGGACUUGGAUGUGAACUUCUUAAAAAUCUGGCUCUGUCAGGGUUUCGCCUUAUUCAUGUGGUAGACAUGGAUACCAUUGAUGUGUCAAAUCUCAACAGGCAAUUUCUUUUCAGGCCCAAAGACGUUGGAAGACCAAAGGCACAUGUGGCUGCUGAUUUCAUCAACAGUCGUAUCGCAGGGUGUAAAGUCGUCCCUCACUUUAAAAAGAUUCAAGACUUUAAUGAUUCCUUCUACAGGCAGUUUCACAUCAUUGUCUGUGGACUUGACUCCAUUAUUGCAAGACGCUGGAUAAAUGGAAUGCUGAUAUCGCUCUUGAGCUAUGAUGAAGGAGUCCUGGAUCCUAGCUCCAUCAUCCCCCUCAUUGAUGGGGGGACAGAGGGCUUUAAAGGAAAUGCCCGCGUCAUCCUGCCUGGCAUGACGGCCUGUAUUGAUUGCACUCUGGAGCUUUACCCACCACAGAUAAAUUUCCCCAUGUGUACGAUUGCAUCCAUGCCGAGGCUACCUGAACACUGCAUUGAAUACGUCAGAAUCUUACAGUGGCCCAAAGAUGGACCUUUUGGAGACACGAGUUUAGACGGAGACAAUCCAGAACACAUCCAGUGGGUGUUUGAAAGAUCCCAGGAAAGGGCAGCAGAGUUUAGCAUCACAGGAGUUACCUACAGACUCACGCAAGGAGUUGUGAAGAGGAUUAUUCCUGCUGUGGCAUCAACUAACGCUGUAAUCGCUGCUGCCUGUGCAACAGAGGUCUUUAAAAUCGCUACAAGUGCAUAUAUUCCCUUGAAUAACUACCUGGUCUUUAAUGACGUGGAUGGACUAUACACCUACACCUUUGAAGCUGAAAGAAAGGAAAAUUGUACAGCAUGCAGUCAGGUACCUCAGGACCUCCAGUUCCCUCCCUCUGCCAAAUUACAGGAGGUUUUAGAGUACCUGACGGAGACGGCCUCCUUACAAAUGAAAUCACCUGCCAUCACAACAACACUCGAAGGAAAGAACAAGACCUUGUAUCUGCAGUCUGUAAAAUCCAUUGAAGAACGAACAAGACCAAACCUCUGCAAAACUUUAAAAGAACUGGGCUUGUCAGACGGUCAGGAAAUAGCUGUUGCUGAUGUCACCACCCCCCAAACGGUUCUGUUCAAGCUCAACUUCACCGCUUAAGCAAAGAACAGAUUAAAGUACUAUGAUGCAUCUGAAAGUGAACUGGAUGUUUAAUCAUGGCUGUUGCACAUUUUACAUUAGGAUGUAAUUAAGGCGAGUAGGUUUUCAAUUUGAAACAUUUAUUUUGUUGUUUGAACAUUAAAUCAGAUGUUUUUGUAAAACUGUUUACUUCUAUUUGUCAUGUUUAGAGUCGAAUUGUAUCUAUUGUCUGUCAUUCGAAUAAUCAUGUACGUAACCUCCAUCCUAAUAAAGUUUUAUC
Cyprinodon variegatus (sheepshead minnow) is the source of this 1715-nucleotide messenger RNA. Its product is annotated as NEDD8-activating enzyme E1 catalytic subunit. Lineage: Eukaryota; Metazoa; Chordata; Actinopteri; Cyprinodontiformes; Cyprinodontidae. Gene Ontology annotation, molecular function: NEDD8 activating enzyme activity. The transcript is spliced from 18 exons. The record is from RefSeq and is a predicted model, not a curated record. Bases 128 to 1456 code for a protein of 442 amino acids. Gene Ontology annotation, cellular component: cytoplasm; nucleus. Gene Ontology annotation, biological process: protein neddylation.